AUGGUAUCCGCAACAAAAAGUUCCUUGGCAAUAAAAAAUAAUAAACUGUCACCUGAUAUAGCUGCUGAAGAUAACAGAUUAUCAUCAUCUACACCUGUUGGAUAUGAUAGAUUAUCAUCAGGCACAACCAUUAAAGAUGCACCACCUUUAGAAUCUCAAGUAACCAUAUUGUCCAAAUAUUCCAAGACAUCGCCUUCUGAAUCAUCUAGUGCAAACCUUUUCGCUACAGAGUCCUUAGGAUUUUCAAUUUCUACUCAUACAGAAUUAGCUCAAGAAUCGAAUACUUUGCUCACAGAUUCAACAACUUUAUUGGACUUAAAAGGUAGUUUUACUGCCUUGUUGAUCGAUUUCAGCACUUCAAAAACAGAUAUGCAAGAUAUUUAUCAGUUCUUCACUACUGACAACAAAUCGACCAUCGCAAAAUACACUGCAACCUCAGAUGUACAAGAAAAAGUAAAUACCAAUUUGUAUAGCUCUGGAAGUACAUUCACAUUUGAUUACAACAAGAAAAGCCUCUCUUCCAGAAUUGAACCAAAUAUCUAUUUAACUACCGUUGACGAUAUUGAGUCAGCUUCCUCGUUCUCUCAGCUAUAUUCUAGCUGUUAUCAGCCGUCCAUAAGCCACUGGCCUACAUUUUCGUCACAAUCUAUCUUGAAUAGUAAUCAGAAUAUCAAUACAAAUGCAGAUAGACUCAAUAGUGUUUCCUUCAAAUCCUUAGCCGCGUCUACUGACAUCGAUGUAACUACGCAUCAGAUCCCCUUCCAUCCUACACCUACAGACCAAGACAUUACUUUUAAUCCUUUCGAGGAGUAUUCUAAAGUUCCUAUUGUAACAGCAAAUGAUACACUCAGGGCAUUAGCAAAAAUUAAUGAAGAACUAGCGAUCCAUCCAAUUCUAACAGUUCAAACAGCAAAGAUUUACGGUCAAGGUUUAAAUCAACUUAUAUCCAAGCUUAUCACAAAUGCAUCAAAUACUGAAUUAAUUAUAGCAUUAUCACAGAUAUUGGACAGAUUUUUCUUACGUGUGGCCGAUAAUUUGUUUCUGGGUCAAUCAUUAAACAUAACAGACGGCGAAACAGGUCAGACCAUUAAUAUUUUAACCGGAAUUUACCCCUUUUUGCGGAAUGAAAUUACACAAGGAGCUGCAAGCGAUGAUAUUAUUUCCGAUAUAAUAACGUGUAAGAUAGAUCCGUAUCCACCAGGGGAAUCAGAAUUAAACUUCCAUUAUAGUAUUAUCAAAUCGGAGAAUAUUCCGCAUCAGUAUAUCAAUGGCACAAAAUCGCAGGUACUUAAGUGCGUUUAUUUAAAUCUUACAACAAGGAAAUGGUCUCAUUCUGGAUGCACUUUAAAUCCUGAGAUUUCGAAAUAUGCCAUGUGUAACUGCAAUCAUUUAACACAUUUUGCCAUCAUGUUUCAAUUCAGUAAUCUCAAUGAUGUUCAAUCGCUACUGGCUCCAAUUAUAAUUAUUGAAUAUAUUGGUAUCGGAUUUUCCAUAAUUUGCAUUGCUAUGACUCUUAUAGUUUACGGAAUUUUAAGGCUUAAAUCUGAUCGAUUCAUAAUUCAUCGAAACUUGCUAGUCGCUUUAUUCUUAUUGCAGUGUUCUAUUAUAGCUGGAUCUCAAUCAGUAGAAAAUAAGUCUUUACCAAAAAGAAUCGAAUUUCAAUUUAUUACUUCGUCGGUUGGGGUUAAUACUGUCGUAAUGAUUUGUGUAGUCAAGGUUACUGUUUCAUCUACUAUAGCUGAUGCUUAUAAAAAUGAUAGCCGUAAAGGAAGAUUGCAGGGUACUAAAUCAAUGGUCAAGGCUAGCGCAAUACUAACGCCUAUUCUAGGUCUAACAUGGCUGCUGGCUUUAAUUCCGAUUACAAAGCAAACCAUUGUAUUUACCUAUCUCUCCGUCAUAUUAAAUUCUUGCCAGGGUAUUACUAUCUUCGUGUUCCAUUGCGUUUUAAGUAGUGAGGUUCGUCAGAAAUAUACGCUUUUAAUAUCAAGGCGAAGUGCCGUACAAUCUUCGAAUAAGGCUUCCUUAUUUAUUGAGGACAACGCAAACCUAAAAACUGAUAAUUCAGUAAAGAAAGGCAAGUCAUUGUUCAAGCUAUUGCAUUUCUACUAG
Molecule: messenger RNA, 2109 nt
Organism: Trichoplax adhaerens
Lineage: Eukaryota; Metazoa; Placozoa; Uniplacotomia; Trichoplacea; Trichoplacidae
Exons: 21
Coding region: 1-2109 (702 amino acids)
Biological process (GO): adenylate cyclase-activating G protein-coupled receptor signaling pathway
Cellular component (GO): membrane
Molecular function (GO): G protein-coupled receptor activity
Source: RefSeq, a predicted model, not a curated record